Clonostachys rhizophaga is the source of this 1296-nucleotide messenger RNA. The record is from the annotation of a GenBank genome assembly. NCBI's taxonomy places the organism in Eukaryota, Fungi, Ascomycota, Sordariomycetes, Hypocreales, Bionectriaceae.
AUGUCUAUUUCCAUGAUUCCGCCCGAGCUAUUCGCUCUCAUUCUAGGACAGCUGGAUUCUCCUCAAGCCCUUCACUGCCCUAUCAGCGCAUCUUCGUUGUUCUAUCAAGCCUUUAAUGCUUCCCGCACCCAAGUCCUCGUCUCUGUCUUCCAUAGGGCUAUUCUGCCUGGCGCCCGAAAGGAUGCCCUCGCCAUUAUACAAUGUCCUUCUCUGUCAACGAAAGGCCAACUGGAUAAAAUUUGGCAAUUUCUAGACACACACUUUCGCCCUGGUCAGGCUACAGUGCCAUUUCCUAGAGAUGAUCCUACCAUCGCUAUCUUGAUGAAAUUGGUAACUAGAGUAUUGCGCUUGGAGCGGGAUUACUUCAAGGAUACCAUGUCCAAUCUGGCUGAAGCCCCUGGUGGAGAUGCGUCAGAACGGAAACGAUUGGAAUCUCCCACGCCUUUAUCCGGCACAGAACGCACCAGGAUACAACGAGCUUUUCUCCGACUUGAGCUAUAUUGCCGGUGUUUUCCAGUAGGCGAGGAUGAUAUCGGAAUGGAGGUCUCCCUAGUUCCUGCGGAGCUUCAAUUCCACCACUUCUUGCACCGACUACAGCCAUGGGAGGUGGAAGAGAUUAGCUGUAUUCAUCAGUAUCUUUCCUUUCGGGUUGGCGCACUUAUCGAACAGUUUCAGAACGAGAUAGUUGCCAUCGCCUUUCGCCAUCAGGUCCGGGGGCCGAGCGCAAAAUCUAGCGACGAAGCCCAAGUCUGGAUGAUGGACAAGCUGCUCCCUUACCCAGGUCCAACCUCAGAAAUGCCGUGCACUGACAUUGGAGGGUUACCAAAUGGCCAGUCUUACGAGUCGCUUGAGCUCCGUACAUUUUCGCGCUGGAGAGGGUCGCCGAUAUUUACAUUGGAAGGGAGGCAGGAGUUUUAUGAAUUCCUGAGCUCCUUGGUCUCAAGAGGCCUGGAGUACCUUGUUAAUGUGUUCGACGCUGACAAGGACUUGCAACGGCACUUAAUACUUUCUGGGGAAUACAUCUUGAGGGAAUUUCUUCCCGAGGCCAUUAUCCAUGCAGUUGAGAACGACAUCAGAAGCGAUCCUCAUCCUCAAACAGAUGAACCUCGCACACGACAAGAAAGUGGUACGCCUGAUUCUGGGAGUCAAAAUUCGACCAACGACCCUGCCGGUGCAGGGUAUGGUUAUGUGAGAUUCUCGGAAAGAUCCCCAUUCCAGUAUAAACCACUUUCGUAUGGGCGGCGCAGUUAUUCAAUUCCAUACCGUAGGCUGGGUUAUCUUUUCUGGGACCCUUAG